AUGGCGUCCACCAGCAAAGGAAAAGAACCGCUCGAAGCUCAGUACGCUGGCCUCCAUAUCAACGAAGGCGAUGAUGUGGAAAUCCAAGUGGGAGAAGAGGUGGUCAAUCCCGUAACUACUGGCGAUGUCUUCUCUUUAGUCGGCACUCUUCUUACAGAAAGAUCCAUUAAGUUCAACUAUAUGAAGGAGACGCUAUCUACAAUCUGGAGACCUGUUAGAGGUAUGGUGGCCAAGGAGAUCUCUACAAACCUGUUUGUCUUCUACUUUUUCCAUGCCAAGGAUAUGCAACGUGUUCUGGACGACGGACCCUGGUCAUAUGAUCAGAAUCUUCUUAUCCUUCACAAACUUGGCAACAAUGAAUCUCCUUACGCUGUCAAUCUGGACAGAGCUGGCUUUUGGGUUCAAAUCCACAAGAUCCCUCAGCCCCUCACCAACGCUAGAAUGGCGGAAGUGAUCGGUUCAAGCCUGGGUACAUUUAUUAAGGCCGAUAUAUCCAACUUUGAUGGGACGCACAAUGCGUUCAUUCGUAUCAGAGUGAGCAUUGACGUGAACAAACCGCUAAGAAGGAUAGUGCGAAUCAAGCAGGCUAAUGGUGAAAGUCUAAUCCUUGAAUGCAAGUAUGAAAGGUUGCCUACAUUCUGCUUUACGUGUGGUAAGAUAGGGCAUGCCGAGAAAUAUUGUCCCCAACAGCUUGAUAUCAACGAUGAAGGUUUCAUCAGACCCUUUGGUCCUGAGCUCAGAGCGUCUGGUCGGCGCUCUAAUCCCCUGAACAGUCGCUGGCUGCUUCCUGAGUUCCCAACCUUCCCAUUCAGGCCACCGGCGACUUUAGCCGGCAACGACGAUGACCAAGCGAUACUGGAAACCAGAGUGGAGAGUACGAGGUACGAGGAGGGGCUCAGACAAACAACAUUUCAGCCCUCGCUUGAUCCAGCAGUUAAUACUCAGAAUGUUGAAGAAGGUCAGACUUUCAACCAAUCAUCAUUUAAUGCGAGUUCAGAUGGCAUUAAUGUCCAUGCAGACGCUCCUAUGGCCUUUCCAGCUCAUACUUCGGUUUUGGAUAUCUUGAUGGGAGAACAAAAUCGCAAAAGACAAGCCCAUGAAAUUGGUGGGCCUGUUACUGAUGCUUUGGCCCAUGCUGACAUUAUGUGUGUUGAUCAAAGUUUCUCUAUUUUUUGUCCAAAAAACAUGCCAGAGGCGGGUCCUGGAGCCCAGGCCCGCCUAGAUCAAUGA
This is a messenger RNA of Ipomoea nil (Japanese morning glory), 1230 nucleotides long. RefSeq lists its product as uncharacterized. Lineage: Eukaryota; Viridiplantae; Streptophyta; Magnoliopsida; Solanales; Convolvulaceae. The record is from RefSeq and is a predicted model, not a curated record. Bases 1 to 1230 code for a protein of 409 amino acids. Gene Ontology annotation, molecular function: zinc ion binding; nucleic acid binding. The transcript has a single exon.